This is a messenger RNA of Arachis duranensis, 1629 nucleotides long. RefSeq names its product nuclear pore complex protein NUP35. The transcript has 4 exons. Gene Ontology annotation, biological process: NLS-bearing protein import into nucleus; nuclear pore organization; regulation of DNA-templated transcription. The coding region runs from base 251 to 1258 and encodes 335 amino acids. NCBI's taxonomy places the organism in Eukaryota, Viridiplantae, Streptophyta, Magnoliopsida, Fabales, Fabaceae. Gene Ontology annotation, molecular function: single-stranded DNA binding; structural constituent of nuclear pore; phospholipid binding. The record is from RefSeq and is a predicted model, not a curated record. Gene Ontology annotation, cellular component: nuclear pore nuclear basket; nuclear pore central transport channel; nuclear membrane.
GUUUUGAAUUGAAUAAUGAAUACUACAAAACAGUAUAAUAGAAAAGAGUUGAGACGUUAUUGCAACGGAGCAGCUGAGUUGAGCUAAGGAGCGCUUUGGUUUGAUUUUGGGAGGGAAAUUUUCUAAAACCCCCCAAAAAUUGGACUCAAAAUCUCGUCUCUUCUGAAAUCUGAAUCCAUUGCAUCGCUCUUCAACCUUCGCUCCCAUAUUUCCAGCUAGUAAUUUGAUUCUGCGAGAUUAAGAAUAUAACAUGAGCACCACAGUGCACAAAACUCCAAAGUCUGGUAGACAGACUUUGUUUUUCCAGGAUUUAGCCUCGCCCGUUUCUGCCAGGAGAGGAAAGUUUUCAAGUCCGGGACAGGCAGCUGCAGUAUCUGCUCUGUGGCGUGAGAAUUUUGGUGGUUCGGACCUUCCACCUCCUCCUGUUUUCACCUUGGAAGACAGGUCAGAUUUUUCUCCUGAAUCAGGCUUACCGGAUUACCAAAUAUCCCCGGAGUCUAAAUCCAAUAUUAGGACUCCAGUUCAAGCUUCAAAUAGAGAAUUUUCAACUCCAUUGAAAAGCAAAUCCGAGGCCAGCACAUCUUAUGUGUUAAGAGGGGUGCAACAAAGCCAGCAGAGCUCACCAGGGUUGAGUUGGUGGUCACCCACAACUGCAAAGAGUGCCGGAGAACAAGAUGAAAAGGGAAGGAGUUCACCAGUUGAGGGUGUGGUUCAGCCUGGUGCUCUUAUAACUCUCCCUCCGCAGCUGGAAGUAGCAAGGCCAGAGGUUCAAAGGAAUUCUUUGCCAGCUGGGAAUCUCAAUGAGGAAGAGUGGGUGACUGUUUAUGGUUCCUCCUGCAGAUUUUCUCCAGGUGAUACUAAUUUGGUUUUAAGGGAGUUUGAAAAAUGUGGUGAAAUUUUGAAACAUGUUCCUGGUCCUAGAGAUGCUAAUUGGAUGCAUAUUUUAUAUCAGAAUCGUUCUGAUUCCCAGAAAGCCCUUAACAAGAAUGGAGUGCAGCUCAAUGGAGUCCUAAUAGUUGGUGUGAAACCCUUGGAUCCCAUGCAACGUCAAGCAUUGGAUGAACGGCUUAACCAUCAGGGAUUUAUGCCCUUACCUCUACCGUCUGCUAGAAAUUCAGAAUCAAGUACGCUGAAAGCUUCAUCUCGACCCUACUAUCUGCAGAAUGGCAACUCAAGUGCCCGGCAAACUGGAGGAGCCAUUGCUUCUCCAACAAAAUCAUUGGUGUCCAAGAUCAUGGAUUUGAUGUUUGGAGUCUAGAUGAGCUGUAAUGAUGGAUCAUACUAUAUCAUUCUGUUUUGUUUUUAGCAAUGAGUGACUCUUUCAGCUAUACAAAUGUUGUUAAGAAGUUUGGCAUGCAUUCUGGAUUUGAGUUGGAAUGUUUACUCUUUAGAUGCUAGUGAUUGGAAUUUAUUUCUUCAUAAUGUUUCAUUCUUAUUGGAUAACUAUAGGUCAAAGUCUUUGUAGCUAUGUUUUUGGAAUAUCAUAUAUUAACUACAGGUUCAUCAAUGGUUCUGUAAAGCUGGCCAUACUCUAGGUAUUUGAGAUUACGGUGGUUCUGUUAAAUGGUAAAAGGAAUGAAAAUUGUAGCCUCUAAAAUCAAAGAGGAUGCUGUAUGUGAGCUUGUUUCA